AUGGGAAUUGUAGAAGAAGCUCACAACGUGCGGGUCCUGGGUUCAGGCCAGCAGGUCAUAGUCCUAGCCCACGGCUUCGGCACCGACCAGUCGGUCUGGAAGCACCUCGUCCCCCAUCUCGUCGACGAGUACACAGUGGUCAUGUACGACAACAUGGGCGCCGGAACGACAAACCCCGAAUACUUCGACUUCGAGCGCUACGCCACCCUCGAGGGCUACGCCUUCGACCUCCUCGCCAUUCUGGAGGAGCUUCGGGUCGGGUCUUGCAUCUUCGUCGGCCACUCCGUCUCCGGCAUGGUCGGCUCGAUCGCCGCCAUCACCCGCCCCGACCUCUUCACCAAGCUCGUCAUGAUCGGCGCCUCCCCUAGGUAUCUCAACGACGUCGACUACUACGGCGGGUUCGAACAGGAAGACCUGGAGCAGCUGUUCGAUGCGAUCCGAUCCAACUACAAGGCGUGGUGCUCUGGUUUCGCACCCCUGGCGGUCGGUGGGGACUUGGACUCGGUUCCAGUCCAGGAGUUCAGCCGGACCCUCUUCAACAUGCGCCCCGACAUUGCACUCAGCGUCGCCCAAACCAUCUUCCAGAGCGACACGAGACAAAUUCUCCAUCUGAUCAAAGUGCCCUGCCACAUUUUGCAGAGCGUAAAAGACCUCGCUGUCCCUGUCGUCGUCACAGAGUACCUGCACCAGAAUCUGGGCGGCGGGUCGAUCGUGGAGGUCAUGUCAUCGGACGGUCAUCUUCCGCAGCUGAGCUCGCCGGAUAUUGUUAUCCCGGUGCUGCUUCGGCACAUUAGAUAUGAUAUUGCGGCGUAA
Prunus armeniaca (apricot) is the source of this 813-nucleotide messenger RNA. Lineage: Eukaryota; Viridiplantae; Streptophyta; Magnoliopsida; Rosales; Rosaceae. The record is from the annotation of a GenBank genome assembly.